This is a messenger RNA of Copidosoma floridanum, 1126 nucleotides long. It is a transcript of the gene GlyS, whose product is annotated as glycogen [starch] synthase. The record is from RefSeq and is a predicted model, not a curated record. Lineage: Eukaryota; Metazoa; Arthropoda; Insecta; Hymenoptera; Encyrtidae. Gene Ontology annotation, cellular component: cytoplasm. Gene Ontology annotation, molecular function: alpha-1,4-glucan glucosyltransferase (UDP-glucose donor) activity. Gene Ontology annotation, biological process: glycogen biosynthetic process.
AUGAGUUUCCAGAUUGGUGGAAUCUACACAGUUAUAAGAUCUAAGGCCUACAGUUCGACAGAAGAAAUGGGUGAUCAUUACUGUUUGAUAGGUCCUUACUCAGAGGUGUGUGCAAAAACCGAAGUUGAAGAAGCAGAUUUUCAUGAAAAAAGUCCUUUAUUUGAUUCUGUCAGACUAUUACAAGAUCAAGGAUUUAAGGUUAUAACAGGAACAUGGCUAGUUGAUGGAAAUCCACAAAUCAUUUUAUUGGAUAUAGGAAGUGCAGCUUGGAAACUGGAUGAAUAUAAACAAGAACUAUGGAACUCCUGUAAUUUUGGUAUACCACAUUUAGAUGUUGAAGCAAAUGAUGCUGUCAUUUUUGGUUACUUAGUUUGUCACUUUAUUACGGAGUUUCGAAGAUUGGCGAAAAUAUCAUUGAAAACUGAUCCCCGAAUUGUUGUUCACUGUCACGAAUGGCAGGCAGGAGUUGGUUUGAUCGCUUUGCGCACCCGACAUAUUAAUGUUGCCACAGUCUUCACAACUCAUGCUACGUUAUUAGGUAGAUAUUUAUGUGCGGGAAAAACUGAUUUUUAUAACAACUUAAGCAAGUUUAACGUUGACGAAGAAGCAGGAAAACGUCAAAUCUAUCAUAGGUACUGUAUGGAACGAGCAGCUACACAUUUAUCACACAUAUUUACUACAGUGUCUGAUAUAACAGGAUUUGAAUCGGAACAUUUACUUAAAAGAAGACCUGAUGUUAUAACACCAAAUGGAUUAAAUGUUAAAAAAUUUUCUGCCAUACAUGAAUUUCAGAAUCUGCAUGCUGUAAACAAAGAAAAAAUUCAUGAGUUUAUUCGAGGUCAUUUUUAUGGACACUUCGAUUUUGACUUGGAAAAGACACUUUAUUUCUUUAUUGCUGGACGGUAUGAGUUUGGAAAUAAAGGUGCAGAUAUAUUUAUUGAAGCUUUAGCAAGAUUAAACCAUUAUUUAAAAGUUUCAAAGAUGGAUAUAACAGUCACAGCUUUCUUGAUUUUUCCAGCUAGAACUAAUAAUUUUAAUGUUGAAUCUCUGCGUGGACAUGCUUCAACCUUGUAAGAUCUUGUGAUAGCAUGCCCGUAAGCAGCAGCUAACCAACGAUCAUAGAAGU